Messenger RNA from Centrocercus urophasianus (Greater sage-grouse), 434 nucleotides. It is a transcript of the gene RPP14, whose product is annotated as ribonuclease P/MRP subunit p14. The coding region runs from base 1 to 399 and encodes 132 amino acids. Gene Ontology annotation, cellular component: ribonuclease P complex. Gene Ontology annotation, biological process: tRNA 5'-leader removal. NCBI's taxonomy places the organism in Eukaryota, Metazoa, Chordata, Aves, Galliformes, Phasianidae. The transcript has 5 exons. The record is from RefSeq and is a predicted model, not a curated record.
AUGGAGCGAGCGGAGCCGCCGGCGGCCGCCUACGAGCGGCGGGUGCUGCGCCCCGUUCCUCGCCGCCCCCCGAGCCCCAACUCCGCUCUGUUUCCCCGCAGGGAGCUCCCCGACGGCGCGGCGCGGCCCGGCGCCCCGCAGCUGAAGCAGCUGGUGGUGGCGGCGCUGCGGGAGCUGCACGGAGAGGUUGGGGCCGCUUUGCCUGUCGACGUCUUGGCGUACGAGGAGAAAAGUCUCUGUGCCGUCCUGAGAGUGAUUAGCGGAGGCCUCGUCAAGCUGUGGAGUGCUCUGACCCUGCAGGGCUUCUACCAGAACAGGCGGUGUGCCUUCCGGGUACUGCAGACAUCUCCAUUUCUUCUUGCGUUGGCUGGGAACAGCAGGGAGCUGGUCUUGGACUAAGUCUCCAGUCUGGGUGGACUGUCAGAAGGUCCUUG